Messenger RNA from Paramacrobiotus metropolitanus, 1438 nucleotides. RefSeq names its product neuropeptides capa receptor-like. Gene Ontology annotation, molecular function: neuromedin U receptor activity. The record is from RefSeq and is a predicted model, not a curated record. Gene Ontology annotation, cellular component: plasma membrane. Bases 98 to 1315 code for a protein of 405 amino acids. NCBI's taxonomy places the organism in Eukaryota, Metazoa, Tardigrada, Eutardigrada, Parachela, Macrobiotidae. The transcript is spliced from 10 exons. Gene Ontology annotation, biological process: neuropeptide signaling pathway.
AAUAACAGCGCUUUUUUUAACCGGUUAUUCUUCGAUAAAAUAACGUCAUUUCGAUCAUGAUACGUGUACCGCGGUUAGUUUGAUUAAAUCGGGAAAAAUGGCCAUCGAGCUGUUGGUCAAUCAAACAGCGACCACGGCGGUUUUCGACGUGGACGUGUAUAUUCGCCAGCAUCUCGGAGAUCGCGUUAUCCCGCACGCGCAUUUUUUCACGGGUGUCUACGGAACGCUGUUUGUCCUGGGUGUUGUGGGGAAUUUCAUCAACAUCUGCUUAUUGAUCGUAUGGAACCGGCACCGCCACUGGAACGGCAUCGAUCCCUAUUUGCUCAAUUUGGCCUUAACCGAUCUCCUGCAGACGCUCGUCAGUCUGCCGUUGGAGAUUUACAAAUACUGGAAUCAGUAUCCGUGGAGUCUGGGCCCGGCGUUCUGCUCGGCGGUGGCGCUGCUGGCGGAAGCGGCAUUAUGCUCCUCCAUCCUGACAAUCAUCGCCUUUACGGUGGAACGGUAUAUCGCCGUGGCGUAUCCGAUGAAGGCGCUGCAGAUGCAGCGUUCGCGGCCAUUUAAGAUCAUCCUCGCCUGUUGGAUUAUCGCCCUGAUUACCGCCAUUCCCUUUGCUUACUUCCAUAACGUGAAUUAUCUGCAAACGCCGGACGGCGCCAGCAUUCCCGAAGCGUCCUGGUGCGCCAUCCACUUCAACCUGCACGAGCAAUUAGCGCCGCUUUUCAUCGUUUCCACGAUCACCUUCUACGCUGUCCCGAUGAUCGUCCUUCUGGUGCUGCACCGGCGCAUCUGGCUGGUGGUCCGCGGCCGGACGCUGGACGGCGGCAGCGGCGAUGAGGAGAGGUCGGACGGGAGCGCCGAGGCCGAGGAGUCCUUCCGGCGCAGCGGACGCCUGUCCAAGCAGCGCUCCUCGGCGUCCUCGCGCAUCCAUGAGCACUGCCACCACUAUAGUCAGCGCGUCUUCUACGGACUGUUGGCCAUCGUGGUCAGCUUCUUCCUGUGUUACGGCCUCUUCCACGCCCAGCGCUUGAUGUUCGCCCUGGUGGACUGGAGCGACCAGCAGCAGCUGCGCCAGAUGGUGCGCAUCAACGACAUCCUGUUCCCGGUUUCUGGUUUCCUGUACCACGCCAAUCCGGCGUUGGACUCGGUGUUCUACUCGCUGAUGAGCGACAAAUGCCGGCAGAUGUGCGCGCGCCUGCUGCGCUGGGCCAACAAGAGCAAGGACACCUGUGCGCAUGCGCGCAGCGGCGUGCACCACCACCCCUUAACGCGCGACGGGACGGUGCUGUACCACUGCGGUCCUCCGCAGCCCGUGUGAAGUGCGCUGUCACACGAGAAAUUAUACCAAAUUUCCCAUAAUUGAUACUACAUAGUUUUGGAGUUUCUAUGUACCGGGCAUAUACGACUUCACGGCGCACUGGGCCGAUGGAAAUGCAAACAA